GAGAGACCAAGGUUUUUGACUGACGUUAUCUUUCGUGUCCCUUGUCUGCCGUGGACGGAGUCGCCUCUACUAUCGCGAGAGGAUCCCUGAGGACUUCUACUCUGCCGAUAAACUUGACUCUAUUCAUCAAUCACACUCGCAAAAUGCGUCUGACGAGAUCUCGCAAGUCUCGGAUAGACACCUCGCUGGCAAAAACCAGCCAAGAAGCACCCACACCCACGUCAGACCCAAGCGAUAGCACCGACGCCUCAUCACCCGUCAUCGUCGUGCUCCCCAAGUCCCAAGAAGAAUCUCCCACUCACGGUCCUGCGGAUUCCUCGCUCGCCAAGCAGCCCAUCGUCAACGGCAAUCCCAAGCUCCGGCGGCGUGCCCGCGGCAGCGGCGGAACAAAGUCUGACAAAGAUUCCUCCUCACUCAGCAGAGACCCCCUCUCCAAGAGACCACGUUCCAUCCCCGCCAAGAGACGAGUUCCUGGACUUUUGCAGCGCAUCAAGGAUCGCGCUGAUAUUGAGAUUUCUCGUGCAGAGGAUGCACAAGAGCGCGCUGAUUUGCAGAUUAAAUGGAAGAGAACCACGCCUACGCCUACGCCCAGUAUAGGCGGCGAAGCGCACGACAAGAUCAAAGACACGCAGACCUGGCCUGAUCAGGUGGCUCUCCAGAUAAGACCGAGGGAGGAUGCGGCGUACAACGGAGACGUGGUGUAUCAGCGGAAAUCACAUGGUCCGCUGCUCGGAAAGCUGGCAUCACAGGGUUCCGUCAUAACGAUUGACGGAGAAGACUACGUCGAGUAUCGGGUACUGGCGAAGCUGCGAGCUGUUUAAGUGAAAGAGGGAGUCGGGGUGUUUAUGUCUACGAUCGCUUUUGCCAGCAGCACUGCUUUUACAUGUGUUUUAGAGGCUAGCAAGAACAUAAUCUAGCCAAAAGAUUGAUUUCAUUGUUCUAA
Molecule: messenger RNA, 943 nt
Organism: Fusarium vanettenii 77-13-4
Lineage: Eukaryota; Fungi; Ascomycota; Sordariomycetes; Hypocreales; Nectriaceae
Exons: 2
Coding region: 144-821 (225 amino acids)
Source: RefSeq, a predicted model, not a curated record